Messenger RNA from Trichobilharzia regenti, 2319 nucleotides. The record is from the annotation of a GenBank genome assembly. NCBI's taxonomy places the organism in Eukaryota, Metazoa, Platyhelminthes, Trematoda, Strigeidida, Schistosomatidae.
AUGACGGAUGAUUAUUCUAACACCGUGACCUCUGAAAGUCAAAUCACAGAAAGUGGGGACCAGCGAGACGGGAGAGUCGGCAGUGGGAUAGCCUCAAAUUCUCUAACGUCUGCUAUUGAAGCUCCUGACUAUCUGGAGAACUUUAACAUAGAUACAGGAAAUGAAUCGGGAGAACCCAAUGUUCCGCAUUACAUCGUCAAUUUGAAUAUGUAUAACACCACAGGUGAUAUGAAUGCUAUGAGUACGUUGCCUGUCAAUACAUCACCUGGGGUAGGUGAGUCGUCUACAUCACUACAAACAUCGAAUGCGGAUUCAACCAUUAAUGACAACGUUAGUUUUAUGUGUGGAAUUAAUUCUACUGGGAGAUCCCAACAGUUUUUCAUACCUGCAAUGCGUUCUAAAACACGUGGUCGUGGGCGGUUUUCCUCUGUCCCGUUAGAUGAUGUAAUGGAGAAGAAGAUACGCACAUACGAAGGGAAGGAUUGUGUACAAGAGUUGGCAAAGCUAUUAAAAUUGUUCCCCCGUUUUAAAAGGGCAUACGUUAAUCGUGUUUUUACGCGCAAUAUGCUAAGCUAUGAGAAGAGUUACGAGCAGUUAAAAGAGGAAGACGAUCGUGAACGGGAAAGGUGUGCGAAAGUACGCCUUAUUCAAGCACCGAAAGCUGAAUCCAAACGAUCAGAUUCAAAGACUCCUUCGCGUCCUGAAUUGCCUCUACAGUCACAAGCCUUCUUGUGCAUGGGAUUACCUUUGGGUCGUUGUCCUCCACAUGUUGCCAAUUCACUUUAUCGUCGAGUUAUUGUGACACCGGAAGGCACUGUUGAAUCCGCUGAUGAACAUGAACAGAAAUUCUUAGAUUCGACAGGGUUAUCAAGUUCUUUAUCAGAAUCACCAUCUUCACACUUUGAACCACCUCGGCCUAGACCAUCCUUGUUCAGUGGGCUGAAAUUGUCGCCAAUGUCAACUGUUUUGCCUCCCAUUCAUCAAAUCGCCCAGUUUAGGCACUCUCCACCCACACCUUCGGAAGGACAAGCAUCAACAUUACAGGAUACUACCACUACUGCUACUACUACUACUACUAAUAAUAAUACUGACAAUAAUGAUAGUAAUGUUCAAGGACAAAAUUCUGAAGAGACAACAACCACUCCACAACAGGGUAAUAAAUUCUUUCGUACAGAUCAUGUCGGUGAAGCACAAAAGAAGAAACGUGGUUACAUUAAUAGAGAGAUGCGAACAGCUACAGUUAGCACACCUAUUAGUCGAACUAACACAACAGCAACUGCAACAGCUAAAUCUGAUAUGGAUAGUGAUGAUUCUAGUCGGAAGUCAGGAGAUGCUGUAAAGUAUAUGGCUAAAGUUGGUGUUGUAAGUAAUUCAGUCACUCGCAAACGGCUUGAUCGUCGUGGGAAAUCUGUCCGACAGAAAAUGUCUACAGAAGCUCAGAAUACUGGCAAGGAAAUGGCUGUUUCACCCGUUGUUGAGCCAGUUACAGAAGAUGAUGGUCUUGACCUUACCAAUGAAGAGCGCCGUCAUCUCCUUUCCUUUUUCAAUGACGCUGUAAUGGAAGAACUUACCCUAAUGCCAGGUUGUUCACGAAAAACUGCACAAGCAAUUAUCAAUAUGCGUCCGUUUAAAAGUACCAAAGAUGUGGUUACCCAGUUAUCAGGAGUUCGUCAUCUUUCUUCCAACCUGUAUGAAAGCUGUAAGGAUAUUUUAGUCGUCCGUUCCUCGGUUAUCCAGCUACUGAAUAGAUGUGAACGUCUAACUGAACAAGUUGCCGCGCAUGCAGCACGUUUGCUUGAAAAUACUAUCAGCUUGCCUGAAAGUGCUGCUACAGAUCAGAACCAAUCCGAUGGAAUUAGUCAUGAAAGGGAUGAUUUUGUUGUAAACAAAGCGAAUGGAGGUCCUAUACAAUUUUUGACUCAGCAGCCCGCUAUUCUUAAUCCUUUGCGUGAAUUAAAACCGUAUCAACUUGUCGGUCUCAACUGGCUCCGUCUAUUACACCAUGAACAAGUCAAUGGAAUACUAGCAGAUGAGAUGGGUUUAGGGAAAACUGUACAAGCUAUCGCUUUUCUAGCCAGCCUGUGGGAGAAUGGAAAUCGUGGUCCUCAUCUCAUCAUUUGUCCGAGUUCCACACAGGAUAACUGGCAACGAGAAUUGAGUCUUUGGUGUCCUCAUUUAAAAGUACUUGUCUAUCAAGGAUCUGCAGAACAGCGGAAAGCUAUUCGUUUAAAAAUCUAUGAAUCUGAAGCUCAAGCUGAUUUCAAUGUGUUGCUAACUAGCUAUGCUGUCGGACUAGUGCUAUCGAAGACAGAGCCUUAA